AUGGAUCGUAAUCAUGCGGCCAGAAACAGCGCACCCCUUCCCUUAUCUGCAGCACAUAUCCUUCUUCCUUCUCCAUCGCUCAGCUCCCCUGCCCCAUCCCCACAACUCCGUUCCCUGUCCUGCACCACCAGCGCCGCCGCAACUCCGGUCCCUGUCCCGCACCACUGCCUUCGCUGCUGUGACCCUCCUCCUCCUCCUCCUCCUCCUCCCCCCACCCCCUCGCCCUCAAUCUCCCUCCUCCCUUUUCCUUUCUCUGAUGGCCCACGGCUCGCCCUGAAUCCCGUGAUCCCCGACGACCAUCUCUCAUCGGAGAUGGACACGACGACAGGGGGAGCCCUGCGAUGCCGGAACCAGCAUCUAUUUUUGCUGCAACCUGCCGGCCAAAACGCUGGAACCGGGCCAGCUCAGAAGCUAAAAACGGACGAGACUAGAUGCUACGAGUGGCGAGGUGGAUCUCAGUGA
Messenger RNA from Triticum turgidum subsp. durum (durum wheat), 462 nucleotides. The record is from the annotation of a GenBank genome assembly. NCBI's taxonomy places the organism in Eukaryota, Viridiplantae, Streptophyta, Magnoliopsida, Poales, Poaceae.